AUGGUCAUGGCCAACAUGCCUGCGCACGAGUCGACCCUUUCCAACGGCAUCCUCGAUAGUAGAGGUUGCCCAAAGCCCCUGGCGCUCGUCACGCAGUGGUCGAGCCGGUAUCUGCGCGUCCUCUGUCCAUACUGCCUGCGUCGCCAUCGUCAUCAUGACAUCGACGUAGCCAAGACUCGGGAGCUGCCCUGCGAGGCUGAGUCGGAGCUUACCUACCAGCUCUACUUUCCGUAUGAAGAGAAGUUCCAAGCGCAGUACUCCUACCAAAUCGACUCGGAGAGCGGCGUCUUUGUGACGGUCGGCGUCGCCGACGACGAAGAGGAGAGCGAAUCUGAGUAUGAGGAGGAGGAGGAUGAUGGCGAUGGCGAGAAAACAAGCCCUGAAAGCGCCAGCAGGGAUUUGCCAUCCUUGCAAUCGGAGCCGGGUGGCAGCAGCCGUGGUGAGUUGCCAGAACUCGAGGCCGGAUUGAAGCAACUUGAAAUUGGCGAUGCGAAACAACCAAAGCCGCCCUCGGCUGGUGGUACUCUGGAGAAGCUCAUGCUGGGUCCCUGCUUCCGACGCGGCGCCGACGGGGUGAUCGACUUCAGCGGUGGCGACGUCAACAUUGUCGACAGGCGCGGACGGACCCCGCUGAUGCUGUCAGCGCUCUGGGGCCGGCGAACGGCUGUGGACACCCUGCUCGAGCUCGGCGCCGAUCCGCGCGCCGAGGACCGCAAGGGCCGCACCGCCUACUUUUACGCCCGGCCCUCCCGGAAGACGGCGGAGAUGCGAAGCGCGCUCAGCCACUACCGAGAGGACGUCAACGCCGAGGCCAAUCGCAGGAUCAUCGCCGUCAAGAUGCAAGUAUUCGAGCCCGCCCCGACGGCCGGGCAAACAGACAGCUCGGGCGGGCCCAAGCCCGGCCUCUUCGUCACAAGGCGCACCGCCUGGGGCACCGAGUUCCGCUUCUACGAGCUGAGCGUCACAUACAACGGCUUGAAGGCCGACAAGACGGUGGCGCAGCUCGACCGCGGCAGGCUGUUCCCGGUCGAGAGCGCCGUGAGCGGCUGUAAACUCGACGGGUACGGCCAGCGCCCCGACUUUUCCGAGGCGCACAUCCUCGACAGCCUUCUCUGGCGCGACCGGGUGCUCGAGCUGUGCCGGCUGAUCGAACACGACUUGCCCGAGGACAACAAAGACGCACCAGCCCGGCCGGGCUCAUACUACGCAUCGCACGCCGAGAAGCAGCUCGUGGCGUACUAUAUUGACCAGCACGUCAUCCUGCCGAGCGACUUGUUCUCCAAAGACUUGGCCGUCGGCGAGCUGAUGGAGGAGUGGACGCCGUGGGCGAAUCGGCAUUGCCAGCGGCAGGAGCUUAAGAAGGUGUGCCCUAGGAUACCGACAAUACAGGCCGUUAUACAAGUCAACAACACCAUGUGUAAGGACUGCGAGGUCUUCAAAUCAAAAGUUGAGGAUCAGCUUGGUAUUCGCUUCGAGGUCAAGUAUUGUCCAAGCUGCUAG
This is a messenger RNA of Ustilaginoidea virens, 1500 nucleotides long. RefSeq lists its product as uncharacterized. The coding region runs from base 1 to 1500 and encodes 499 amino acids. Gene Ontology annotation, molecular function: protein binding. The transcript has a single exon. Lineage: Eukaryota; Fungi; Ascomycota; Sordariomycetes; Hypocreales; Clavicipitaceae. The record is from RefSeq and is a predicted model, not a curated record.